AUGCCUCCAAAGGCCUCUCGUAAGCAAUACCAGCGCGGUGAGCAGGUCAUGCAGGUUGGUGACCCCGGCAAUCAUGCUUUCAAAGCUCAACCUGUCAAGAACGGUAGAAAGAGAUCAAUGAAGAACAAUCCAAUCGAGAUUCAUUCUGAUGAUGAGCAUUUCCAGCCAUCCAAAAAGCCUUGUCCAGGCCCACGGGCAUCGAAUUCAAGAAGUCGAGCUGCUGAGCGAGAAAGAACUUUUGUCGAGUUCAGCCAAGAACCAGAUGAUAACCUCCCUCAAGAAGUCAUCAUCCGCUCAAAUGUGCAUCUAACAAAACUUUCGCAGCCAUUCGCAGAUAAAGAUGCCGAUGUAUACAUCUCACUUCUCGACAAGAAUCCCAGGUAUUCAUUCAGAAUGCACUCGUAUAUUUUAAAGCGUGCCUCAUCUUGGUUCAAAAAGGAACUUGAAGGAGAUUUUUUCGAUGAGGCAGAUUCAGCUACAGCUGCUGCUGUUACUGCAGACUGCGGUAUAAAAUAUAGAUUUGAACUGAAAUUUGAGGCUGAUCGCAACCACUGGGUAUUGAAUCGCUUGGGACUUACAAUGUUCGAGGAAUCUCAGACGGUCGCAGCCGAAACUACCUCCAGUAUCAGCAAAAAUAGUCAUUCUGUUCCAAGCAAUGAUGCAUUUUACUCGCGUCAAUCGUCCUGCCUUCCGCCACAAUAUGAUGGCUCAUGCGAUGACGUUGAAAUGGAAAAUACAAUGGGUGAUCCUCAUGUAUCUCCUGGUUUGGAUAUCUUCAGCUUCCUUUCGUUGCCAAGUGCCCUUCAACCCAUCCAAGGAUCAGCCAGUGAAUCUCAAGGAAGUGAGAAUCACAUCAAGUUACAAGAAGAUACCAUUGUUCAAUUGAAUAGUGCCGAACCUGAUCUACAAGCCCAGAAUAAUGUGAUGGAGCAAGUUGCAACACCGCCUACAAGUCCCACCAAGGUGGUAGCUGAAACUGAUACAGACCAGAUGGUGAUUCAGGGUCCACAGAUUGACAGAAUCCCCCAGCCAGUCCUUGCAGAUCAAAUCAUUCCAACAGCUGAUACGCCUAUCAAAGCAGAGAUUGAAUCCGAGGAACAGAUGAUAUCGCCAAGUCUUCCAGAAAACAAGUCGCCAGAAAGACAAGUUGAAGUCCUCUCGAAUGUAGAAGAAAAGGUUGACGAGCAAUUACGCAUCGAAUUACAGAAAAUUGAAGUGCCACCAGGUCGCAAAAUCUCACCCGAAGAACAACUUCAGGUUGUUAUCUCCAUGGAGAAUCCAAUGGGGCAUGAGAUAAAAACCGAAGAAGCACAGCAAGCUACAAUUUCGCUUUUGAAGCAGCAAUCCAAGAUUGAUCCAUUUGUCAAAGAACCGUCUAACAAUUAUGUUGUUGAACAGACAGUCAUUCCCACCACAGAAAAGACAAUCAACAAUGUAACAUGUCAAAAGCUAGCCCCUCUAAAAGUUGAGCAAACAAUCCUCGAUGCUUACCGCUCCCUUUUUCUAUGCUACUUCGGUUGUCCUCCUACCAUUUCAACAACGAAUGUUACAGCUGCAGCAAAACAGUCCAUGUUGUUAAUCAAAAUCGCCAAUCUCUAUGACUCAGCGAAGGUUGUCAGACCUUACAUAGUUGCAUCUCUCCUUUCCCUAGGACGUAGCCUAUACGCAUCCAUUCGUCGCAACCCUCCUCAUUUCCUGCUUUUGGCAUACAAGCUCCAAUGCGCUCCCAUCUUCAAGGAAGCCCUCAUUCACAUCGUAGGACAAUACCCCUCCUGGCCAUGGCUCACUAAGGAGAAUCGAAUGGGUCCCGAUCUUGGCAGCGUCAUUCAAAAGAAAGUCGACGAUCUCCAAGACAUGAGAUUCAAGGUCAAUGAUGCACUUUUCCAGAGCUGUCUCGUGAAGGAAAAUGUGAGAGUUAGCAUCAAUAAUCUAAAUAAAUCGACCUUUGACAUGUGGAUCAUUGUGCAGAUCUGGCAUGAUUGGUUCUCUCAACAGUUGCGCCAAUGCAAGAUGGUUCGACUACAUGAAAAUCGCUGCGUGGAGAAGACUAUGUAUAGACUUAUUGCUCAAGGUGGGGAUGCGUAUCUAAAUAUCGACGAUGUUAUGACAAUGAUUGAACCAUUCAGAGCCGGCUCAGAGACCAGAGAAUGGGGGCAUUGGGAGAAAGACCAGGUUGAGUUGCAGUUGAAUAUACUAAAGAAAUAUGCCUCGGAGAACGUCAAGGGUUUGUUGAUCAACGAGUUGAUGGGUGAUACCGGUGGGAAUGCUGAUGAAAUCGAAUAUCUCACUUGCACCGAGGUCCUUGAACUUGAGUUGCCAUGGGCUGAAGCACAAGUGGUCAUCAUUGAGGAUUAG
This is a messenger RNA of Botrytis fragariae, 2355 nucleotides long. RefSeq lists its product as uncharacterized. Bases 1 to 2355 code for a protein of 784 amino acids. The transcript has 3 exons. The record is from RefSeq and is a predicted model, not a curated record. Lineage: Eukaryota; Fungi; Ascomycota; Leotiomycetes; Helotiales; Sclerotiniaceae.